Molecule: messenger RNA, 1813 nt
Organism: Suricata suricatta (meerkat)
Lineage: Eukaryota; Metazoa; Chordata; Mammalia; Carnivora; Herpestidae
Gene: CCDC47
Product: coiled-coil domain containing 47
Exons: 12
Coding region: 1-1452 (483 amino acids)
Biological process (GO): endoplasmic reticulum calcium ion homeostasis
Cellular component (GO): endoplasmic reticulum
Molecular function (GO): calcium ion binding
Source: RefSeq, a predicted model, not a curated record
AUGAAAACCUUCGUUCCUUUCUGUGUUGUCCUUUUGGUGUUUGGGAGUGUCUCUGAAGCCAAGUUUGAUGAUUUUGAGGAUGAGGAAGACAUAGUGGAGUAUGAUGAUAAUGACUUUGCUGAAUUUGAAGAUGUCACAGAAGAUUCUAUUACUGAAUCUCCUCAACGGGUAAUAACUACUGAAGACGAUGAAGAUGAGACCACUGUGGAGUUGGAAGGGCAGGAUGAAAACCAAGAGGGAGAUUUUGAAGAUGCAGAUACCCAGGAGGGAGAUACGGAGAGUGAGCCAUAUGAUGAUGAAGAAUUUGAAGGUUAUGAAGACAAACCAGACACUUCUUCUAGCAAAAAUAAAGACCCAAUAACAAUUGUUGAUGUCCCUGCACACCUCCAGAACAGCUGGGAGAGUUAUUAUCUAGAAAUUUUGAUGGUAACUGGUCUGCUCGCCUACAUCAUGAAUUAUAUCAUCGGGAAGAAUAAAAACAGCCGCCUUGCCCAAGCCUGGUUUAACACUCAUAGAGAGCUUUUGGAGAGCAACUUUACCUUAGUAGGGGAUGAUGGAACUAACAAAGAAGCCACAAGCACAGGAAAGCUGAACCAGGAGAAUGAACAUAUCUACAACCUCUGGUGUUCUGGUCGAGUGUGCUGUGAAGGGAUGCUUAUCCAGCUGAGGUUCCUCAAGAGACAAGACUUACUGAAUGUCCUGGCCCGGAUGAUGAGACCAGUGAGUGAUCAAGUGCAAAUAAAAGUAACCAUGAAUGAUGAAGACAUGGAUACCUAUGUAUUUGCUGUUGGCACUCGGAAAGCCUUGGUGCGACUCCAGAAAGAGAUGCAGGAUCUGAGUGAGUUCUGCAGUGACAAACCUAAGUCUGGAGCAAAGUAUGGACUGCCAGACUCCUUGGCCAUCCUGUCAGAGAUGGGAGAAGUCACAGAGGGAAUGAUGGAUACAAAGAUGGUUCACUUUCUUACUCACUAUGCUGACAGGAUUGAAUCCGUUCAUUUUUCAGACCAGUUCUCUGGUCCAAAAAUUAUGCAAGAGGAAGGUCAGCCUUUAAAGCUACCUGAAACUAAGAGGACACUAUUGUUUACAUUUAAUGUGCCUGGCUCAGGUAACACUUACCCAAAGGAUAUGGAGGCUUUGCUACCCCUGAUGAACAUGGUGAUUUAUUCUAUCGAUAAAGCCAAAAAGUUCCGACUCAACAGAGAAGGCAAACAAAAAGCAGAUAAAAACAGAGCUCGAGUAGAAGAAAACUUCCUGAAGCUAACACACGUGCAAAGACAGGAAGCCGCACAGUCUCGGCGCGAGGAAAAGAAAAGAGCAGAGAAGGAGCGAAUCAUGAAUGAGGAAGAUCCUGAGAAACAGCGCAGGCUGGAGGAAGCUGCCUUGAGGCGUGAGCAAAAGAAAUUAGAGAAGAAGCAAAUGAAAAUGAAACAAAUCAAAGUGAAAGCCAUGUAAAGUCAUCCUAGAGACCUGAGUGCUGAUACCACCUGUAAGCUCUGAAUUCACAGAAAACAUAAUGCCAGUCCUUUUCUCAUCGUAAAGUCCAAACACUCCCAAGUGACUAAGAAAUCCGGAUUUCCUCACCUGUUCUGUUUCUGAAGUUUUACAGAGGUUAUAGAUGCAAGGGAAGGACUCUGUUUCUGUAAUUCUCUUCCAGAUAACCAAAUUACUUUGAUUAUUUUAUAAAAGGAAAAUAGAUCUAUGUAGUUUUAAAAUAUUUUUAAAAUUAUAACAAAUCAGUGCUUUUAGUGCUUUGAUAUUUGAAGAAAUAUCAUGAAGUUUAUAGAUAUAUAAUUAGAUUGUUGCUUUUUGUUUA